UCCCUCCUACUUUCCGUGAGCAGCGAGCUCGGGACAGCGAGUUUGCCGCGGCUCGUUUCGCGCCGGCCAAGGACCGCACGGCUGCCUCGGCUCACCUGGGCGUUCACUCCCCAGUCCCGCACCUCGUCACCUCAAAGUCCUCAGAGACCCGCCGCCCGCUGGGGGAGCCGCGGUCGCCCCCGCGGGUCGUUCCCUCGCCUUCUCCCGGCUGCUGAAAGGAAGAGGCGGCGGCGGUCCGAGCCGGGGGAGGUGGGAACGUUCUGAGGUGAGAACCCGCCUGGCCCCGCUGGGAAUAUGGCGACCGGUGGCUACCGGACCAGCAGCGGCAGCACCACAGACUUCCUGGAAGAAUGGAAGGCUAAGCGCGAGAAGAUGCGCGCCAAGCAGAACGCCCCGAACUCGGCCGCCUCGGGCGGGGGCAGCAGCGACACGGCCGGGAAGCCCCCAACGGGGGCGCUGGGAACCUCCGUGACCGCCGCGCCAAACGAGCUCAAUAACAACCUCCCGGCCGGCGCGGCCGCACCUGCCGCCCCUGGCCCGGGGGGCGUGAACUGCGCGGUGGGCCCCGCGGCGCUAGCCCGCGCCGUGCCCUGCGCGCGGAGGCCGGAGGACGAGUCCCCAGCCGCUGCCGGCUCGGGGACCCCUCCGCUCCGGGGAGAGGAGGAGGAGCGGGACGGCCCCCCAGAGAAGGGCAAGAGCUCGGGCCCCAGUGCCAGGAAAGGCAAGGGGCAGAUCGAAAAGAGGAAGCUGCGGGAGAAGCGGCGCUCCACCGGAGUGGUCAACAUCCCCGCGGCAGAGUGCUUAGAUGAAUAUGAAGAUGAUGAAGCAGGGCAGAAAGAACGGAAACGAGAGGAUGCAGUUACACAACAGAACACAAUGCAGAAUGAAGCUGUAAGCUUAUUAGAUCCAGCCAGUUCCUGUCUGCUACAAGAGCCAUCUAGAACAGUUUCUGGCAGAUACAAAAGCACAAUUACUGCCUCUGAAGAAGAUGUUUCAAAUAGAUAUCCCCGAACAGAUAGAAGUGGGUUCAGCAGAUAUAACAGGGAUGCAAAUGCUUCAGGUAAUUUGGUUUCAAGUAGCACGUUGGAAAAGAAAAUUGAAGAUCUUGAAAAGGAAGUAAUAAGAGAAAGGCAAGAAAACUUAAGACUUGUGAGAUUGAUGCAAGAUAAAGAGGAAAUGAUCGGAAAACUCAAAGAAGAAAUUGAUUUGUUAAAUAGAGACCUAGAUGACAUAGAAGAUGAAAAUGAACAACUAAAGCAAGAAAAUAAAACUCUUUUGAAAGUUGUUGGGCAACUGACAAGGUAGAAGAUUCAAGGCUCAAUAUGGAAAAAAUAUUUUAAAACUACUGAUUGAAUGUUAUGUUCAUUGCUAGGACAAUAUUCCUAUGCUGCAAUACUUUAAAAUAACUAUGUAUAUUUAUUUCUAUGAAACUGAUGGAUGUUUAUUUUCAAAAUACUUCUUUUUCAUUGUUACGGUUCAAAAAAAGUCUCCACCUUUCAUUUCACGUAUCAGUAACAUCUUCCAGCUAUUAAAAUGUUAGGUUUUGUCUUUUUUUGGCUUUUUGUGGUAGUCAAAUAAUUUAUGGUUUAAAGUCAUAACCAUUUGAAUAUAUUUUAUCUGCAGUAGUGCAUUUUCUCCCUAAAGAAAUAUACAUAGUCAUUGUUUACAUGAAUCCAGAUACUUUGGGGGACUUACCUGCAAAUGCCUUAUUACUGAUGUGUGCAACUUUUUAUGUGUUGAUGACUUACUCAGAAAAGUCUUUGUCUACUCUCAUUUUUAUUUUCAACUUAGUCUAAGUGAUUUAGAAUAACAGUCACUAUUUUGUAUAAAUCAUCUCUUUUAAAAGGAAAGGUAUUAUAAAAAGUCACAAUAUCAUGUACUAGUUGGCUAAAUAUAAAUUUAGAAGAACACUUGAAACAAAAAUUUACUAUUUUGUCUGAGUAUUGAAAAUUUUUAAAAAUCACUUUAUCUUUUGAAAAACUGUAUACGAUUGUGUUUUAAUGUAAAAUUUCUUAUGUAGGUACUAAUUUUUUUAUUGCUCCAAGGUUUCUUAGUGAACAUGGGAUAUUUAAAAAGUUGUUUAGUAAUUAUUCUUCAGGCCUGAGAAGUGUGUACAAUUUCAGUGUGUAGGAAAACAAUCCAUAUUCUUGAUUAUCAUAUUAUGCAUUAAAAUCAAAACCAAAUUAUAUAUCCACACUUAAAAACUUCUAUAUUUACAUUAACAAAACAGCACACAAGCAGAAAUAGUAGUUCUAAAAUACUUCGCUUAAUUUCUAACUUUUUAUAAUAACACUGUGACACAGUUCUUAUGUGAGAGAGUAUUCUGCUACCUGAAAUUUAAGGAAUUUUCUUCCUAACAUUAGAAUUAUUAAAACAGACUUAUUUUUGACAAAUUAUAAAUUUUCUUUUCUAUUGAAUAUUGUUAGUAUUUAGGAUUGUUAUUUUAUAUUACAUUUUCAUGUUGAGUAAAAUGCCCCCUCCCUUAAUAUAUGUUAACAUUAAGAAAUGUCUGCUUUAUAGUUGACUCUUAAACAGAGAACAGAUAUCCCUUUGCAUCCAGUUAAUAUACAUAAGUGACUUGAAUAUAGUAAAAUCUAUUUUGGGUACCCUACUGGCUCCCCUCACUUGCCAAGCUCAUUUAUGGUUCACCAUUAGAAAAGUAGGAAAGAUAAAACAAUUGGAAACAAUAUAGAGUAAAUGAUAAGUGUCAGAUUUGGGUUAAAGCUCACCAUCUUAUGAUUCUGAUCAUCACCUAGGCUUGCAAACAACUGCUCUUCCCACUUUCCUCCAUGUCUUCUAUUGGAGACCCUGUAAUUAAAAUAAUUUUAGCUACUAGCAGUUUUUCCCCUUUUAGUUUAUUCUAUAAUUAACCUGGUCACUUGGGGUAGUUUUCAUAUGUUUGUGUAUGUAUUUACUGCUCACAGAAAGUUCAUUAUUAUAUUACCAAACAUGGUAUAGUUACAAAAUUAUUACAUUAAGUGCUUCUUGGAGAAUAUUACCCAUCAUGGGAAUAGUGAUCUGCUGCCUACAUGUCAACAUGGUAUGCCAGGCUCAGUUGUCACCUUUGGCUGUGUGGUGCUCACCAUUUUUUAGUUACCCUUACAUAAGUGAAAGAAAUGUUGGUGUUGCUUCCCAUUCACAUUUGGAUGUUGUGAAAAUGCUGUCAUUUUCCAACCUUAAAAUAUAUUAUUAGUGUAUUGAUUUUUCAGUUAUAUAGAAGAAGUCAGAAUUAUUUUGAAUUUUCUGUUUAAUCCAUAGAUAGAUAAAUGAAUAUUUCAUUUCACUUUUAAAUGUUUCACCAGUCACUAAUCCUUUAAUCUUUAAGAUUGAGCUGUUUUAAAAUUUUUCCUGUUCAGUUUAUUGGGAACAUUUCCAGCAAUGAUUUUUACUUUUUUAACAUAAUAAUAUAUAGUGCAAAUAGAGGAGCACUGACAACAGAAGCACAAGCAUUUCACAUGCAGUCUCCCCCCACUCUUUAAAAUGUGUAUGUAUUUCACACAUAAAUUUACAUUGACUAUUGAAAAAUGAAAUAGAAUAUAUCAUUCCCCCUUAAAGAUUUGUGAAGUUUUGAGAUUUUAAGAAGUUAACUUAAAUAUAUAUUCAUUACCUUAGAAAAAUUGGUUAUUGUCAGUACUGUACUAGUAUUUGUGAAAUUAUUAGUGCUAUUCAGAAAUAUUUCUUAAAUCUCCUGGGAAUUUGUGGCAUAAUAAAACACAUCAAAAGUUUUAAUGUGUUUAUGAGAUCAUUUUAAAACAGUAAGUUUAUUAUCUUUACAAUGAGCAAGACUUUGCCUCCCUGAUUUCUGAUAGGCAUUAACUUGAAAGUUACUGCAGUAAUUUUUACUCAAUUUCUAGAAAUCGUUAGUAAUUUUAUUGGACUGCAGUUACCUUUAGGGAGCAAGGAGAUGGUUUUGUAGGGUGUAGUUCUAAGUAUUCUAAGGGAAUUUGCUAAAUAUAGUAGACUAGCACUAUCACACUUGUUCAAGUAGUUUAAUAAAACAUAGAAAAUGAAAUAUCAGGGGCAGGUACAUGAAGCAGUGUAUACUUAAGAUGGAAAAUCUACCUCAGUUGCAUGUGGUUUUUCUUUUCUGAAUUAAUCUGGAUUUUUGUAAUUAGACUGAAAGCCAAAUUUGCAAAGUCCUUGGAUUUGAUCAUUGAUCUGGCCUCUUGGACCAUUUUUUUAGGUGUGGGGAUAGUUACAUUACAUCUUUUUUCUAUUUGUAUGAUUUUUGAAUCAGCACCUAGGAAGUUCCAUGCAGCAUUGGCACUUAUUUCAUAACUGUUUUGUGAUUUUUAUUAAUAACCAGUUAAAAAAUUCAGGCAUAUAUUUUCGUUUCUGUAAUAUGAGAAAUCUAAUACACCAGCUUUCCUUUGGUGGAGUAUAUUAAGUGAAAAAGAACCUAGCAUUCAGGAGCUUUAAAAUAAUAUGUUAAAAUUAGUGCUGAACAUUCUUAUAUUGUAUCUGAACCAUUCCUAAUAAAUAACAAUAAAGCUUGACCUCUUUUACAUUGGAACUGUGCUCUGGUAAAUAUACGACAACCUUCAAUUAGGAUUGUAACUUACAGUACUUUAUCUGAGAAUUAGUGUGAGGCUUAUUAUUUUUUAUGCUUUCAGUUUAAACUGAAAGCAUAACAUUAAUAGCAUAUAACUAACAUUUUGCUCGUCAGGCAUGUCAACAAAGCACCUUCUUCCAUGUUACUAAGUUUUCUCCUUAAUGUUAGAAGUUGAUUGUUUAAAGACUUUAACCAUUACCCAAGAGAACUUGAGCCCAUAUGCAUUUUUUUAAUUAGCCAGAAUCUCAUAGCGUGUUAAAUAAAGUCUUAUCUCCAGCCUCCCCCAAAUAAUUACAUGUGAGUAUGUGAGAGAAUAUGUAUGCGGGGGGGGGGGGGGGUUGCAGUAAAUUUUCAGACCUAUUCCUUCAGCAAGUAUUUAUUAGUCAACUGGGUAUAUACUAUUAUGGGUAUUAUGGGGGUUUAAAGAACGGUCAUGGGCCAACCCUUCCAUCUGGCAGUGUACAGUCAGAAACACAGAGUAUAGUCUUAGCUGGUAUUAGUCUAUCUAAUCUGAAUUAUUCAUUCAAAAGUUUUUUGUUUUUUUGCUUUUCUUUUACAUUAAUUAUCCAGCCCUUGUCUUUUAGGUCUGGUUAAUAGGUACUGUUAUAUUUGCUGUAGCAUUUAUUCAACAGUGGAUUGAAAGACCUGAUUCUUAUUGGGAAGUAUCUUAUACUUUUAACAAUUGUAUAUGUAUUAGAAGAAGAAUAUUUUUAGGGAAUUUAUAGCAGUAAUUUGGUGAAAAGAAUUUAGUUUAUGUCAGAUCAGCCAAACUAUUGGUAGUAUUCAAAUGUGAUCAAAAAUUAGUAUUUGUAUAUAUGUUAUUGAUAAUUAGUUUGCUUUAAGUAUUUAAGUCUAAUCUACAGUUUGCAUAUUGGCAGUUACCAUGGUAAUAAUAGAAUGUUAGUGAUUUUUAUUUGAUGGACAUUGGUUAUGUACCUUGGUUGUUGGUUUUUGUUUUUUCACUAGAUACCUGAAAGGUGUUUGCUACUUUUUUUGAUGAACUUGUUUCUUGAAAAAUUUAGCCAUGCUAUUCCGGGUUUUUGUUAUGUUUUUCUUCUAAAUUUAAUUAUCAGGCUUCUGCUGUUACCAGAAAAGACCAUAGGAAAACUAAGACAAUCCUAAUACUUGUGGAAAAACAUCUGGAUAAAUUAUUGAACACAUUACUAUUUUGUACACUGCUUUCAUCAUUCCCAUUGCAUAGGUUGUCAUUAUAUAGUAGUCACCUCAUAUAGAUUUACCUUUAAUAUGCAUUACAUGUAAAAUAAUAGUCACUCAAUAAAAAAGUAAAAUUUCACUUUUUUUUCAA
Molecule: messenger RNA, 5858 nt
Organism: Choloepus didactylus (southern two-toed sloth)
Lineage: Eukaryota; Metazoa; Chordata; Mammalia; Pilosa; Megalonychidae
Gene: PAWR
Product: pro-apoptotic WT1 regulator
Exons: 7
Coding region: 295-1305 (336 amino acids)
Biological process (GO): positive regulation of apoptotic process; apoptotic process
Cellular component (GO): cytoplasm
Source: RefSeq, a predicted model, not a curated record